AUGUCCAAGCGCAUCUUUAACGUCAGCGACUGGGCUCCUGCUCAGGAAGCGAUGAUGGAAUCUCCAUCCGAGUCGUCUACCAUGGUUGAUUCAACAGCCAAGUCACACGUUGCCAGCGAAGCAGGCACCAUCCACACACCUCAACCUCAGCCCCAACGAAACCGCAGCAUGAGCCUUUCCAUGCCUUGGCGACGUCCCAAAUCUUUUGCCUUUGGUCAUGAGCAUAACUCGCAAAACUUAUCUCGACAUUUUACCGAUCUCGCUAUCGACGACCACGAAGACGACAUGCACGACUCGAACCAACAUCACGGUUUCCAUACCCCCGGUGCUAAGCAGAUUAAGGGCAUGUUCCGACGGGCUUCGCUGUCUAUCAACCGUAUUGUCCAUCGUCGACCCUCUAUCGCUGAGGAUACACACGAAGAUGCUGAGGCCAGCCGACCUACGACUUCUUACAACGGGGCGCACUCCACCUGGAGUCGACUUCGACAAGCCACCAUGCGUCGUUCACGAUCCAUCUACGGCUUCGAAUUCAACCGCGAGCAUGCCAACUAUAACUACGAUAACACCUCUCACCUGCCGAUUCCUGGUUACAAUGGUGAGCCGCCUGUCAUCCCUAGCAACUCCGGAGCUGCUGCAAAGGCAUCAGCAGCUAUGCAGAACGAGUACCUUGCUCGUCAAGGUCUCUACAACAUGUGGUUGAACCCCAGCACCAACGACGAGAGCAACGACCGAGAGAGCGGUAUUGGAAUCACAGUCACCCUCCCCGGUGCCGAUUGCGAGGACGAGACGGAGGAGAACAUCGCUAUCAGCACAAUCGACUUCAUCUCCAGACUUCCUGCCGAGCUCGCCAUUCAUGUUCUGGCGAACCUCGAUGCUUCUGCUCUCACCAAGGCUGCCGCGGUUUGCAAGAACUGGAACAAGAUCGUUAGUAACCAACACAUCUGGCGUGAGUCUUGCCUUCGGGAGACAACCACCACCUAUGCCACCAGUGAGCCCGUUGCGCCUGGAAGUGGCCUCGGAGUUCCUGCUGUUUCACCUGUCAACGACUGGAGAGAAAUCUACCGUGUCAAGCAGGAGUUGAGCCAGCGAUGGAAGACUGGCAAGGCCAGACCUGUCUAUCUGAACGGGCACAAGGAUAGUAUCUAUUGCCUGCAGUUUGACGAACACAAAAUCAUCACUGGUUCCCGCGACAAGACUAUCCGCAUCUGGGAUAUGCAUACCCUUCAAUGCAGUCUUGUCAUCGGACCUCACGAGAUCAUCAACGAGCCCGAUGUGCUUUACGACGAGGAUGACCAGCCUACUCACUUUGCUUCGGGCUCCUCUGAAAAUGAAAAGUCCAACUUCUCUGUGCCUGCCGUUAGAUCGUUCCCGACCCAUCACAUGGCAUCGAUUCUGUGCCUGCAGUACGACGAUGAUAUUCUCGUAACCGGAUCCUCUGACUCUACCUGCAUCGUUUAUGAUGUCCGCGCCGGAUACCAACCUAUCCGCCGACUUCGACAUCACACAGCAGCCGUUCUCGAUCUCGCUUUCGACGACAAGCAUAUCGUGACUUGCAGCAAGGACUUUACCAUUUGCGUCUGGGACCGCCACACUGGUGACUUGAUCAAGCAGCUUCGAGGUCACAACGGCCCUGUCAACGCCGUACAGAUGCGGGGCAACACCAUCGUGUCCUGCUCGGGAGAUUUCCGCGUCAAGUUGUGGAACAUUGAGACCGGAAAGAACAUUCGAGAGUUCACAGGACACACCAAGGGCCUGGCUUGCUCUCAAUUCUCCGAAGAUGGCCGGUACAUCGCAUCUGCCGGUAACGAUAAGGUGAUCCGCAUCUGGGAUGCCAACACCGGCGAGUGCUUGCGAGAGAUGCGUGCCCACGAGAACCUAGUCCGCAGCCUACACAUAGACAGUGUGAGUGGUCGACUGGUCAGUGGAAGCUACGACACCGACAUCAAGGUGUGGGAUAUGGAGACUGGACAUCAGCUGCUCGAUUUUCCCAAGUGGCAUGCCAGCUGGGUUUUGAGCGCAAAGAGUGAUUACCGUCGCAUUGUCAGCACGGGACAGGAUCCCAAGAUCUUGAUUAUGGAUUUCGGCGCCGAUGUCGAGGGUAUUGAGACUAUUGAGAGUGCGAAGCCCGUCGAGCUGAACGGAGGAUUUAUCUAG
Molecule: messenger RNA, 2154 nt
Organism: Fusarium coffeatum
Lineage: Eukaryota; Fungi; Ascomycota; Sordariomycetes; Hypocreales; Nectriaceae
Exons: 2
Coding region: 1-2154 (717 amino acids)
Molecular function (GO): protein binding
Source: RefSeq, a predicted model, not a curated record